Molecule: messenger RNA, 918 nt
Organism: Ricinus communis (castor bean)
Lineage: Eukaryota; Viridiplantae; Streptophyta; Magnoliopsida; Malpighiales; Euphorbiaceae
Product: ubiquitin-conjugating enzyme E2-23 kDa
Exons: 6
Coding region: 158-709 (183 amino acids)
Biological process (GO): protein polyubiquitination; ubiquitin-dependent protein catabolic process
Cellular component (GO): nucleus
Molecular function (GO): ubiquitin conjugating enzyme activity
Source: RefSeq, a predicted model, not a curated record
UUAUCUCUGAGUUAUUACCAGUUUUAUAUUAUUACAACAGGUUUAUGUCGAAACUGUCGUUGCUUCUCUCAGUGGGACAAGAAAACUAAAAUCUUUUCUCUUUGAAUCUGUGAGAAAGAAGAAAGAAAGAAACUUUGAAGAAGGAAAAUCAUAAACCAUGUCUUCCCCAAGCAAACGCAGAGAGAUGGACUUGAUGAAAUUGAUGAUGAGUGAUUACAAAGUUGAGAUGAUCAAUGAUGGCAUGCAAGAGUUCUAUGUUCAUUUCCAUGGACCCAAUGACAGUCCUUAUCAUGGAGGUGUGUGGAGGAUAAGAGUUGAGCUUCCAGAUGCUUAUCCUUAUAAAUCUCCCUCGAUUGGUUUUGUUAACAAGAUCUACCAUCCAAAUGUCGAUGAAAUGUCUGGCUCAGUUUGUUUAGAUGUUAUCAAUCAGACAUGGAGUCCCAUGUUCGAUUUGGUAAAUGUGUUUGAAGUAUUUCUACCACAGCUUCUUCUGUAUCCUAACCCAUCAGACCCAUUAAAUGGAGAGGCUGCAGCUCUGAUGAUGCGUGACCGUCCUGCUUAUGAACAGAGAGUCAAAGAAUACUGUGAGAAAUAUGCCAAGCCAGAGGACAUAGGGGCUGCCACAGAAGAAAAAUCCAGUGAUGAGGAGGUGAGUGAUGAUGAGUAUGAUUCUCAAGAUGAGGAAAUGGCAGGCCAGGCUGAUCCUUAGUGGUUCAUGGCUGAUCAUCUGGAGCUGUUGUUUUGUGUAAAUGAUGUUUUUAGCUUUUGUGAAAUCACCCCAGAUCACAAAAAUGAAGUUAUGUAUUGGGCAGAAAAAGAAGCCUCUCUUUUACUUUCCUUUGUAAAUAAAUGUAUCAUUGCUUCAUGUUAUUUGACAUUGUUCCAUGUAAUGGUAAAAAUUAGUAAUUAUUAAGCUGA